Molecule: messenger RNA, 1590 nt
Organism: Kwoniella shivajii
Lineage: Eukaryota; Fungi; Basidiomycota; Tremellomycetes; Tremellales; Cryptococcaceae
Exons: 2
Coding region: 1-1590 (529 amino acids)
Source: RefSeq, a predicted model, not a curated record
AUGUCGCCAGUCGCGGUAUUUGAUCAACCCACUGUCCCAUCUCCCUCACCAAAGAUCUUGGCCACCGAUAUACCUCGUCGACCUUCGCCAUGGCAUGAAAUAGCUCAUUCACUUUCUACAACGUCUUUACCACGUAAACCUCGUCGAUCUUCCUCUUCCACCUGUUCCAUCUCACCAUCCACGCCUCCAGAUGUAUCAGGCGACUCGACGCCCCCUUUAUCCACUUCACAAGCUCUCAGGGAAUGGAACGAAAAGCUCUCUCAUCCGCAAUCGGACGUGCAGAGACAUCAACUGAUCCAGGCCCAAAAAUCUUGGACCACACCAAAGCUGGCUGCGGAGAGGGAUAAAGCUGGAUACAUAGAAUAUAAGUUGAAGUUGAUCGAUCCAACAUCGGAAAGAUUCGAAAGAUUGGUCACCCAGAUGAUGUGGAGAUUGAAACAAGGUAAAAAUGAGGCUAUAUACGAGUUAGGUUUAGCAGAUGACGGAACAGUCGUUGGUCUACCUCGAUUGGAGAUGGACGCAUCCUUGCGUACACUGGAACUAAUGGCUUCUGAAGUGGGAGCCACAGUAAUCAUCCUCAAGGAGAUUGUCCUUCAUUCUUCACGCUCAGAUCUGGACCCGCUCCAAUCAUUAUCACCUGAUGGAUCCCUCACAUGCCAGGACAAUCGUCACGACAGACCAUCAAAUGUGGACAAACAUUCUGUUGGAGCUGGAAGGGGUAGACAAAGUAGACGCAGAAGGAAGUAUACGCCGAAAGAUAUAGGAAUAUAUGGGGGUACUGUACCUAAAAAGUUGAUAUUCGAUCCAGUCGACCUAGCUGCUGCUAGUGGCAGCGACGACGAAGAAGACGGAAAUGUGCAUAUCGAAGAGAGGAGUGCGGAUGAAGAUGUCUUACCAUUCUUAUUUGAUCUGGACACCGAAUAUGAGCCAUCGAAUCCCUAUCCCAUGUGCAAAUCACCUUCAACCUCUCCUCACCAUCCUGAUCAAUCAUCCCCUACGCGAUACGACAAGGAUAAGUGCGGCACACAGAAGAACUCUAAGAAAAGACGCAAAUCAGCAGCUAAAUCAGAAGCUAGACGACUCGAUUUGCUAAGAGGUGAUGGUACGAAUCCAAUGUGGACAGAAUUGACUUCCUCCUCCGCUACAGCAGUGUCGACAAAUACUAGCGAUACAGAUUCGCUUCAACCCUGCAACAACACCGAUGCGCCAAUCUUUACACUACCUCAUCAGCCCCUUCGGCCGUCUUCGCUUAGACUCGCUACCCCAUCAACCGAGGAAUCGUUUUUAGACGACUUGCUUCAUAUCCCGUUGGACAGUUUAUCGCUCUCAUUUGCGGAUGUCAGGACUAUCUCCGAAGAAGACGAGGAAGAGGAGGAUCCAGUCCCGAUAUUGACCAGUGAAGACACGCAAGUAUCGCCCUCCGAUGAGUCGGCCGAGGUUCAUGAAGCUCGGGUGGAUGAAUUGAUCUGCGUGGAGGCUCUCGUGGUGAGAAAAGUACAGCACGAUGAAGAUGACGAGGUUGACGAAGAAGCGGAAGAAUGGAGUUAUGGGGGUGAAGAGGAUGUGUGGGGUUUUGGGGGUGAUGAUUAG